CGUAAUAAGAACUACGAAAAAAGUUCCAGAAGGAAAAAGGGAAAGUAAAAAGAAAAAAAAACAUCGAAAGCCGUUUUGGCCAAAGCGAUUUGUUUUUAUCCAGAGCUUGAAACUCCUGCGUUAGAGCUUUUUGGUGUUUCUCCAUUCGUUUGUUUCAAAACUGUUUGUUUAUGUUUCCCCGGUUACCAUGGACUUGAACCCCAAAUAUGACGGCUAUGACUUCCCGUUCCAGUCCGCCACUCCACAGGAUGGUCACCCCGGACACUUGACCGGUCAACAGAUAGCUGCAGUCCAACAGCUACGGAUGCUGCUGGAGGCUGAGGGAUAUACAGAACGUCUUGACACCUUAACAUUGGUACGGCAGUACAAAAUUUAGUGGGAAAGAAACGGUAAACACUAAGUGAUGAACAACACUGGCUAAUCAGUACGUGGCGGGAUGAUAGCUACGAUUCCUCCGUGCUCGGAAGUUCGACGUUAAUCUGUCGAAGCAGAUGUAAGGCUAAGGAUAUUCUGGUCUGUCUAUAGAUAGAUUAGCUUGGAGAGAACAUUCCGCUGACCGCCUACAGGUUCGUUGACUGUGAGAAGUGGCGGAAAGAAAUCAAGCUCGACGAGCUCGUCCCUGUCUGGGACUAUCCUGAGAAACCCGAGAUCUCCAAGUACUAUAAGCAAUUCUACCAUAAAACGGAUAAGGAUGGCCGCCCUAUCUAUAUCGAGACACUUGGCGGCAUUGACCUAACAGCCAUGUACAAGAUUACCACCGCCGAGCGUAUGCUUACCAACCUUGCCGUCGAGUACGAACGUGUGUCUGAUCCCCGCCUUCCUGCUUGCUCCCGAAAGGCCGGCUCCCUUGUCGAAACCAGCUGUAGCAUCAUGGAUCUCAAAGGCGUUACCCUCACGAAGGUGCCUUCGGUGUAUUCCUACGUCCGUCAGGUUUCUGUAGUCUCUCAAAACUACUAUCCUGAACGACUAGGGAAAUUGUAUUUGAUUAAUGCGCCAUGGGGUUUCUCUACUGUCUGGAGUGUGGUCAAGGGCUGGCUUGAUCCCGUCACUGUUGGAAAGAUUCACAUUUUGGGUUCUGGAUAUAAGACGGAAUUGCUUAAGCAAGUUCCUGCCGAGAAUCUACCAAAGGAAUUCGGCGGCUCCUGUGAAUGCGAAGGGGGUUGCAUGAACUCUGAUGCUGGCCCCUGGCAUGACCCACAAUGGGUUAGACCACCAAAAUGGCAAAAGAAAGAAGAGGGAAAUGAGACAGAAACAAAGGAGAAUGAGACUGCCACUGCUAUUACUUCCGAGAAACAGGAUACUUCCGAGACAACUGGCACCGAACCCACUGCGGCAGCUCCUGUUGCCGGGGCUUAGAGGGCUAACAUAUUUGUUAGAGUUUCGUAUAUAGAUUGUAUUAUCCAAUAGAGACCAUAUUUCAGGGGAUACGGAGAUCCGGGCAACCACAAAUCUAACCAUUGUUAUACCUAUUAUAAUGUACUAGGCAUACCUUCAAUAAAACAUAAAUUUAUUCACAGUGGGUUUUCCGCGCCCUUAUUUGACAAGUUAUGACGACAUAUCAGGGAAUAUUAAUUAUUACCAGACAGCGAUCAGGACCUCUUGUAUAUCCUGCUUUAUCCAACCCACGAAAAUCGAAAUCUUUAUCACUCUAAAGGAAAAUUAUCAGGAACAAUCAAAUCAAGCCUUUUAACUGCAGCCUAUGAUUAUUUCGAGUGAUGUACGGGAUUAUAUGCGUGUCUCCAACGAAACUGCACGAAAUGGGCGUAUUUUCCCUCACUUAGCCGAGUAAAAGUACACUGAGUAUACGGACUGAUCCUAGGACAACUAGCAGAUAUGUUUAUUGGGUAUUUGUACCUUACGAAAUACUUCUUAGCAAUAAUGUUCUGCCCCUUUCCAACCUGGCCUUGUUGAAAUUUUUAAGUUUGUACUAAUGCAAGUCAGUGGAGAAAAGACUUUCUCCUGUGCAACCAGACGCGUCUACGCGGCAACCUUAAAGCUUAAAUAUCAAGGCACAGGGGUAGGCAUGGACUUGGUGAUACAUGGCUUGAGAUGCAUGCAGAUAUGCAGAAACUAGCGAGAACCUGGGAUUAAGAGGUGCUAGGAAAUAAUGCACCAAGAAGCACUCAUUUGUUUUUCAUAUACUCUGCCAUCAUUCUGACCAUUUAUGGCAAACCUUACCUGUCAACUGGCCUCGACAUUUCCGUACUACCUUGACGAUUAAAUGGUAUGCUAAGUAUAGGAAGUUGAAAUGUGCACUCAAAUUGAGAUCGAGUAAAAUUAUCCAAGCAGUCACUUAAUUUUUAUCACCUCGUUGUAACACGUUGGAUGGGAAACAAAAUUUUUCCGUCAUAGUAAUUUUUUGGGCGGUUGUACUGACGCAGAAACUACCACAUAACUUAACACUGUAGCAAGGACUUGUAUUUAAUUGUCAAUUCACCAUCAUGAAUGAACAUUUAAGGAACAUUAUUGAAUCGAUAUUACUGGCGAGUUGCACAUAGAUGGGAUCCUUCGUCGGGAAAUCAAAGAAACCAUCUCACCUACCUGCAGUCCUUGAGUCCGAGAAGAGUUAUAGGUAGAUUAUCGCAUAAUUUACUAGUAACAGGAGUACCUGAUCUUCAUUUUCAUCAAAGUUUUGUAUAGUUUGAAAACUCAUUGCGUGCCCUAUGAAAGAAAAUGGAAACUUCGUUCCUUGAGGAAAAAAGGUUUGAAGGUAAGAGACCAAACAUACCGUAAACAAAACACUUUUUUCAGUUUGUUGAAGAUAUUAGCUACAAAGUAAGUAUCCCCAGAAGAUUAAGGUAUACUCGAAGCAUUAUCUCGUUUAGUAUUCAGUGUAUAUUGCUGUCAUGAUAUGAUUGGAACUUUUGUCACCGACUAUAAUCAUGUUAAUAAAUCCUGUUUAUGUAGGCGGUUCUUAGCUUUGGAAUUUCGGUUUGACAUAAUUUCAUUUUUUAGAGCGUACGUAUUUCUAGAAGAACGUAAUCUCAAGGAUCUAAGGGAGUAUUAGUUAGUUAAUUACUCCCAUGCAAAAGAUGAACUAAGAAAGGCUGGUUGUCUGUAGAAGUAAAAUUAUAAACAUUUAGCAAGUGUAGGUUGAAUUUGGGUGAAUGUUAACUGCCUGGGACUGGCAAUGAUUUGACCAUGUUAAAACAGUAUUUUAAGGCAGACUUUUACAUCCCAUGUAUCAAAUGCGCGGCCAGACAAUCCUCCACUUAUACCAAUGCACCGCAAGCGGUAAACCCUUUGUGAGAAGCCAACUUGGGCCCAAAGAGUUAUCUAUUUACUCCUGGCUGUAAUCACCAACAGCUGGCCAGGAACCAUGCCGAGUUCCUGGCCCUUCAAGUGCAACUAAGUAUACACCUGAUGGCAUAGCAAGACGACACAGCUGACCUAGUGGAACUGAAGGGUAUCGGAGGCCUAAAUAAGCUAUAUGGGGCAAUCAAUCACCGAUGUUGGCCUCUUUGCUAGGCUGCCACGAAUAAAGCUCACUAGAACAGUUUCAUUCGGCCCAUAGAGAGUGUUCUUCAAACUUCGGAAAAGAUGUCAACCGUCUAGACGCGUUCUAAGCAUCCUCUUAGGAUUAUGCGGGUGCUGUGGAAUAAUACGACCCCAGAUGCGCACCGUCUCCUUGUCGGGACGAUAGUUACUCUAGGGGAACCCGAUAAUCGCCCCCAAAUGUUCGUCUAAGGGCAUUCUUAUGUUUUCGUGUGUUCCUUGUGCGGCAGC
This is a messenger RNA of Trichophyton rubrum CBS 118892, 3726 nucleotides long. RefSeq lists its product as uncharacterized. NCBI's taxonomy places the organism in Eukaryota, Fungi, Ascomycota, Eurotiomycetes, Onygenales, Arthrodermataceae. The transcript has 2 exons. The coding region runs from base 742 to 1356 and encodes 204 amino acids. The record is from RefSeq and is a predicted model, not a curated record.